ACCCGGUAAAUGUUUAAUGACUGUUGAAACUGCUUCCAAAUCACUGUUCGGUUGGUUGUUUAAGAGGAGACGUUUCCUCUCGCAGCAGGUACUAGCAGCUCACCUGGCAUUAGAGACACAUUUGGGUAAAGAGUCAUUCUGGGUGAAAUACAUUGGUUCUCUACCACAGAACAUAGCAACCCCUGUGUUUACAUCGAGUGCGGAAAUAGAUGUUCUCCCUAUCGAAGUGACAAGCCAAGUGAACAGUUUUAAAGUUAACAUCGGAUUGUUGUUUCAAGAGUUAGUGGAAUCUUUCUCCCCAAACGACAAAUGUCCUCAUUGUGAUAUUUCGGUGUUUAAAAUAUUUACAUUUGAUAGUUUUAUCUGGGCUUGGUUCAUAAUAAACUCCCGAGCAGUGUACAUCUGUCCCGAACGCAACAGUGAUCACCAGUUGAAGUUAUCAGAUUCAAACUGUCUGGCACUUGCACCUUACUUGGACAUGUUCAAUCAUUCCAAUGACGCCAAAGUUCAAGCGUUUGUCAGUGAAGUGGACGGUCAUUAUCGAAUACAAACGUCUACACCGUUCAGAAAAAAUACACAAGUAUUCAUUCACUACGGCGAUCACGCUAACUUGAAACUCUAUUUGGAGUAUGGUUUUAUCAUUAGUAAUAAUAUUCAUGACACGCUCCAAGUCACUUUUGAUGAGGUUUACUCUACAAUUGUUUGUAAAAAUCAGGAAACUAGUACCUCUAAAAAGACUUAUUCUUUUCUAAAAUCUCAUGAUCUUUUGACUAACAUGUACUUGAGUGCCGAUGGCUUGUCUUGGAGCUUAAAAGCUCUCAUUUAUGUGUUGUUGUCCUCUGAAAAAGUUGACCACAAGACUAUUCAGCUCAAAGUGUAUUCUAACAGUUUUACUAACAAUGAAUUGGGUGACAUUUGGAAAAUUGGUAAGCUCGUGCUCGAGAAGAAAAGACACCAAAUUCAAACACAACUUCAAGAAAUGAAACAUGCCAAAGAUUACAAACUUUGUUCCAAUGUAUCAGGGAGUUUUUUAAUGGCCAUUGAAUUGUAUCAAGAGUAUCUAAGUGUGCUGGGUAAUUGUGAGAAAAAUGCUGUAGGCUAUAGUUAAUUGUGUUUUAAAAUACCGGUAAUAGUUGUUCUAGUUCAAUGUUAGCUCAAACAACACCCUUGAUGUGACAAUCUUAAUCUUAAUAGGCUAUUUAAAAACCAGAAUUGUUUGAUUUUAAAACAUGAUCAUGUAAGAUAAUAUAUGUUAUACUGUCAUUUUAGGGUCCUAUACUAUGUCUUCCACAAUUUACGAAUUUGUUUCAAGUGAUAUAUUUUUGUACUAUAACAUUUUUGUUUUGUAAGGCUAUAUCUCCAGAAACACCAAUAUUCAAAGUAGAGUAGGUCUUGAGAUGGAAAACUGAAGUUACAAACCAAUGGCCUAGUUGUAUGGCUCAUGUUAAUGUUCUUUCACUGUCCAAAAAAAGUCUCUGCUUAUAAUGAAAGCUAUAAUUUCAUCGAAAUUAAACCUUUACCCUCCUAAUGUUAAUCUAAUUCAGAUCAAUUGACACAAUCCCAAAUUAUGCAAUUCAAUCUAGCUUCAUCACAAGCCAUAUUUGACUAUUCACAGAGGGGACUUGUCCGGGCUACUUACUCUUUUAAAUGUUGCUUAGUCUGUGUUGCAUAUAAUGCAGGUUUAGCUCAACCGUUUUACUUAUUUUAACAUUAUGGUUAAUUUUAAGUACUGAUCUAAGUUUAGUUCAUUUGGAAUGUCAGAGUAUUUUAAUUUGAUUCACUCAAAGUGGAAUUUAGCUAUAAUUCUGUGUUAUCUUUGCCAGAUAGGCUCUUGAAAUCAAAUAAAAUCACCUCUUUGAGAUAUGAAAUUUUAUUUAAAAAGAUAACAAUUAAUUAUUUAUUCAUACUGUAUAAUGUAUCACUCUGUAUAAGAAAAUAGCUCAUUUCUAUACAACUACAACUACAACUACAAGCUUUUCAAAAUUGUAGUUUUCCAAUCCACCAAAACAUAUGUUUCUACCUAUUCUAAACAUUCUGUUCAAAACAAUACUAUGCAUAGGUAUUUUCCAUCCCUAACAAAUAAAGUUUCUGUUUUGUUUAAUAGGAGCACUAAUGUAUUCUUUGAAUAAUAUCAAUAAUAUUGUAUGAAAUAGUAUUUUAUUAUUUAAUUAAAACCAAAAAGCAGUUUGUGAAUGUGUGAUUAUACUACUUCUCAUGAAUGUGUGUUCUGUAAAUGUGCUUCAGGGCUCAAUAGUCGUUUUCUGCGCACUUGGCUUCGCCUUCGCUUGUAAACCACUAUCUUGUCCGGAAAGGGUCACUUUUGGAGUGAAAUAUAGUCAACCGUUUUACUUAUUUUAACAUUAUGGUUAAUUUUAAGUACUGAUCUAAGUUUAGUUCAUUUGGAAUGUCAGAGUAUUUUAAUUUGAUUCAAGGAUAAGCUACAGAGGAUACCAAUUUAAGUCACAUCCUGUAGCUUAUAUGGCCAUAAUUAUGUUUGCUAUCACAAUAGUACUACAUUUAUCAUUCAUAUAGACCAAUCAAAUAAAUCAAUUAGACUGACGCUGCAUAUUUGCGUAGGUGUUCCAAUGUUAUUAAAAAGCUUUUAUCUUCGUAACGGUCCAUUUGAAGGCCCUGAAUUCUCUGCACAUGUGCGUCACUUGGUCGGUUGAUUAGUAGCGAACGUGUAAAUCUUGUCAUUGAAUAGAAAACAGUCUUCAUUAAUAAUAUUGGCUACAUUAACUUAUUUAAAUUCAAGAAACAAAGCAAAAGUGUGGAGUGUUAUUAUGCUGCUUACAAAAGGAAAUACCCCUACCGCGGCAAACCUGCCAACUAAGUGAAUUUCCAUUUGCCUGAAUUGAUUUUCAAUUAAAUGUAUUUAAUUAACAUAAGGUUUUAUGAGUACCUAGGCUUGCUGCUACAGGGAGGGUAAAAAAGUGUGUUUUUUAGUAAAAUAUUAAUAACUUAGUAUAAAAUAAAUAAAUUUAGCAAGUUUUAUCAAAAUAUACAGUAGACUCCCUCUUAUCCGGACACCUUUUAACCGCACAUCGGAUUAACCGGACUACACUCGGCGGAAAUGACAUCUGUUUAACCAGACAAUUUUUAUCAGCACAUUGGUUUAACCGGACUAGAUCGGCAGGAAGUGGGCAUUACUGAAAUGACUGUUCUCGUGGGAAAGAUUUGAGACCAGUGAUCACAUGUCUAAAUACAAUGCUCUCCUAAAUUUAAGUCGAAUAUCACAGUAAACAGUCCAUUUUAAUGAGUUUUUGGGGACGUCGGUUUAACCGGAAAACCCGCUAUCGGGACUGGCGUCGGUCCCGAGGAGUCCGGAUAAGAGGGAGUCUACUGUAUCCAUAAACAAGCAAACCACAACAUUUUACAAUAUUCUCCAUAAGAAUAACAUGGAAAUUUUAAAUAAACAAUUUUUAAAAUUUUCUCUGUGAUUAAUAAUUGUACAAUAGUUAUUUGUGUAAUUAGUGAGCAAAGUGGCACUUUGCUGCACACGAGAGCAACGUUUACGCACGAGUGCGGAAUGAUCUCGAGUGCAGCAAAGGCCUUUUGCACUCGUGUUACACAUUAUAUUUUUCCUACAGUCACUAUAAAGCAUAUAAAUAAUUAGUGUUUCAAACACUAUACAACACGUUUUUAGGUUGAGUUGGCAACACAAAUAGGUGCCCUAGAGAAAGUAGUCCCCGGUCCAUAUCACUCCGCUAUAUUUUCCUCGGCAAGCAAUGUGCUCCGCGACUUGAGAAAAUAGUUCCAUAUAUUUUUGUAAUUUGCAGUGGUUUUGGCUCCUAAAAAAAUGCUUAAAAGGUAUUUUCUUGUUUAUUAAGAUCGUAGGAAUGUUUUAAAAACGUUUAAAAGAAUUCCAGAAAGUUAAGAAAUACCGAAAAGAGAACAUAAACUAUAAACACAAAAUGACAGGUUAAAUAGUAGUUAUAAUAGUCAAUCAGCUGCUCAUAGUAUUAUUAUCUUUAAGUGUUGCCAACCUAUUUCCAAGCGUACACGGAUUACGUGCAUAAUACAGUAGAACCACGCUGUUUUGUGUUGUUUCGUUGAAAUCCUGAUGUGGGCCAAAGUAUAAACCGUACGACAAAGUAUAAAUAUGCAGCAAUUAGCAGCUUUCUAUACUAUAAACAGUACAAGGCAACCAACUUUGUCGGGUGAAUGUAGGAAAAAACACUUUGAUAUACUAUUUUUUUUUUUUUUUAAGCUCUUUAGAAAGGUCUGGAGAGAAAUUGGGAAAUUUUGUGUUUCGAGGUUCAAAAAUUAGAAAAACCAAUUUUUACCCUAUAAAACCCCCCAUAAAACCCUAUAGGGCUACAAAUAUAAUAAAAAUCAAAAACAUAGGUAGUUAACAAAGUACCCUUUUAAUAAUUAUUUUAUUUUGACAUACUGUAUAUAAAAUUUUGAACAAAUUGUGUUUUUGGCCUCUGGGGACAUCAAAAUGAAAAAGUAAAUCGGUCCCGGGCCAAGGUCUUACCAUGCCACCUACGGUAAUAGCUACUUCCCUAUAGGGAAAUUCGCUAAUAAAUCAUAUUUACAGCAACAAUCACUAUCUAAAUUGCUAUUUUCUACAAAAGAAAUUAAAAUAUUUCUGAGCUUUUUUAAUACAUAGCCUACUAGAUAACCUGUUGCUUGAAAACCAAAGGUUUCAAUAUAGCCUAUCUAUCGUUGCAUGUCACCAUAUGUUUCCUGAAUUACUGACCCAUUUUCAAUUAUUUGAUCUGGCAACUCAAUAAUAUCUGGACCAAUAUCAUUGUGAAGUCACACACAUUACCAAAGCUUCUGGAGGAAAUGACAACUUAAAAGUCCACUUCAACUUGUAAAGCACACAUUUCUAUUGUUAAUCUGAAUUUCUUUAUGCUUGACCACUGCGUGAAUGAUUUUACACAGUUUUUUACAAUAGUGGUCUGCUGAAUGAAUGUAGAAGAACUUGAAGCGUUUGUCAAAAGUCACCGCAAAGUUAAACUGUUUUCCCCCUGAAAACAUGUCAUGAACUUGAAAUUGUAGAUCCUGUUAGUAAUACUCUCAUCUAUAUGAGUUUUGGAGCUGACCAUGGCAAAGGUGGAAUUUAAUUGACAAACUUUAUCCAAAUAAUCUCCGGGUCUAGGUCUUACAGCCCUGUUUUCAGAUUGUGAAUUUCCAAUAGGUUCCUGAAAGUAUGAAUAAUUCCACAAAUGAGGUAGGCCUAAACGAACCUUUUCUGUAUGAUAACAAAGAGUAAAAAGUGUAACUGUCUCCAUCAGUCUUUUCUUGCUUAAAAUGUAAUCCACCACAAUGAUAACAUUCAAGUUUCAUUUGUUCGAGGUUGUAUGUAGCACCCUGGCGGUCUAGUACUGCCGCUCUGUAUACGUCUAAUGUUCCAUUGGGAGGGUGAUGGAAGCGGUCACAUUCGCAAUUCCACUCGCAGUUCUUGGUCUUAUAGGUGGCAUUUAAUUUAUAAUAUAUAAAAAACUAAAAAAACAAAAAACACCACGAAAGAGUUAACCAAACAACAGAAAACAACACUUCAGAUAAAUAACUAUACACAUUGUAAAUUACUUGAACAACUGUAACCAACACUACAUGAUAAUUCAGUAAAAUACGAUUAAAUGUUAAGGGUGUUUUUUGAAAUGUGUAUUUUGAAUUAAGCGUGAUAUGGAGUUUGAAAGUAGUAAACUUUUCAUCUUUGGUACCGAUUUACAGGGAGAAUGGAUAAUGCGAUUCUCACCAAAAUUGACAUUCAGGUGUGGAAAAAUAAGAUAAUAAUCACUAGUUAUUUAAAAUUAUAAUUUUUUUUUAAUUUUUUUUUUUAAUUUUUAAAAUUGCUGUUUAUUUUUGGGAAAAAUUUAUCUGUAUUUUGAAAUUUAAAAAAAUGUGAUAUGUUAACACGU
Molecule: messenger RNA, 5873 nt
Organism: Macrosteles quadrilineatus (aster leafhopper)
Lineage: Eukaryota; Metazoa; Arthropoda; Insecta; Hemiptera; Cicadellidae
Product: SET domain-containing protein 4
Exons: 1
Coding region: 17-1108 (363 amino acids)
Biological process (GO): peptidyl-lysine monomethylation; positive regulation of transcription by RNA polymerase II; peptidyl-lysine dimethylation
Molecular function (GO): histone H3K36 methyltransferase activity; transcription coactivator activity; histone H3K4 methyltransferase activity
Source: RefSeq, a predicted model, not a curated record